CUACGUCGAAACAAGAAGUGAGUGCGUCAAACUAUAACUUUGUUUCUUAUUAAGACACACAAGAGGUGUGGGAAGAAGUGUAGUGUAGAUCAUAGAACCAGCUCAACUCCGUGUUAGUUCACGGCCUGACGAAUUCUGUUCUCAACAUGCUGUUCUUGCUACUCCUACUGGCAUCCACAGGAAAUUGCCAGGUUCAGUAUGUGCCGGGUCAGAUGAAAAAUGACUCGUGUGCAUGUGAGGUGAACACCAACGUGUGGCUGUUCCCUGCAAAUAAGUACGAGGCCUCACUGCAACAAGUUGAAUCUUGUGAUGAUUCCCUUAAGAAGCUCCAAGAGCAGGUGCAUCAGUCAAAACAGCGUCUCCCUGAGAUUCAUGAAGUGGUUGAGAACAUAACAGGGCGGCUGGAGCCUUUCCAGUACCUACAUUAUAAGGGCCUCUAUUCUGCCUUGUCUCUGCGUCAGUUGGGUGAAGAACUUGACAAGCUCGAGGCUGACAUUAACAGCAUGUCCUUUCAAGUGAACAAUGAUGAAUCAACAAAACUCUCAAAAGAGGUCCAGAAGCUGCGAAGAGAUGUUGACAUGAUGCAUAUGGCGGACUCAAUCAACAUAAAGGCUGUAAAAGAAAAACUACGUUACUUGAAAAACAGCGUUGAGUCAUGCUUGUCAAUCCCCAAAGAUUUCAAAGGUCAGCAAAGGUAUUGCCUUAAGGGCCUUAUGAUGAACAUCAGUGCACCGGUCAUAACUAAAGUCAGUCCAUAUGGUAAAAACAUCAUCUCUGGCUCAUGGGGCCAACAAGCCUUUGCAGAUAGCGAAGGCCUGAAGAACAUUUUCUGGAUUCAGCCUUUGCUGCACAGCCACAUCUCAGGCAAUAUCAUUAGAACCUACCAAUCCUACGAAGACUUCAUGGCCGCUGCUAACCACAAAGAUUUUACUGUAGCUCCAUCCAACAUCCAUCCCAAUACUGUUGAAGGCCCCAGUGCCGUCCUGUAUGGAGAGGCUGUGUACUAUCACUGCUAUGACUCUCCAUCUAUCUGCCGGUACGAUUUCAACAGCAAGGCUGUCACAAGGGUCGAACUUCCCGGAAUUGGGAAGAAUCACAGAAAAUUCCCUUAUUGUUACUUUGACUGUCGGGCCAAUAGUGAUGUGGACGUGGAGGUUGAUGAGACAGGGCUGUGGGUCAUCUAUGCCACCUUUGGUAGCCAUGGUAACAUCAUGGUAAGCAAACUAUCCUGGGAUAAUGAAGCUAAAAUCCUCAAUAUCACACGGACGUGGGAAACAAGGCUGUUCAAGAAGGCAGCAAGCAACGCUUUUAUGUCAUGUGGUGUGUUGUAUGCUACCCGCUUUUUGGAUGAUUACCAUGAAGAGGUGUUCUAUGCUUUUGAUACAGAGACAGGUAAAGAGGACAACACACUCACACUGCGAAUGGAGAAGAUCGGUAAGGGAGUUGCCAGCCUGAGUUACAACCCAACUAACAGGCAGCUUUACAUGUUUAACGAUGGAUACCUUCUUGCCUACCAAGCCCACUUCUAAUAUUUGACACAAAGCUAAAAUAGUGCUACAAAAAUAUGCAACACACAUCAAACAUCUAUUCCGCAUGAGAGGGCUUGCUUCAAACAAGGGGUGCCCAAGAACCGUCGUCGAGAUCCCCAAUUCAGAUCCUCUUCCAACACACCUGAUUCAAAUGAUCAGGAUUGUUAUCGGGCUUCUCAGAGCUUGCUGAUGAGAGGAUAGUUUAAAUCAGGUGUGAUGGACGAGAGAAAGACUGUCUGGAUAGGCGAUCUCGAGGACUCGACUUGGGCACCCCUGCUCUAUUUUCAGAGGGUCAUCUGAGUUACUGACUACUCUGUCUUCACUCGAAUCUCAGACCUUACCGUAGUCUAUCACUAACCGAUGCUAAUGUUGUCAUAAACUCAUAACUAGGGUUAAAAUUUGUAUUAAAACAUUCCUAUCUCAUCAACAUUUUAACGAGCUCACGUUUGAUGGCAAUAAAUCCAAAAUAUUGAGCAGAACGCUUUUAUAUUUUCACAUGAAGUGGAGAAGAGUAGGAAUGUGCAUAUACAUUUUGGUGGUGUUUGGUCACUGUUUCUGACAACCAAGCAAUAAUACAAUGCUUGCCUCCCUCUUAUGUUGUAGACAGGCUGAGAUGAGGGGGAGUCAUGCACCAGAAGUGUGCCAAACAAUCUGUGCCAAAAGUCAUUAAAACACAAAAACAAAUUUUCAAUCAUUACAGAUUCUUUUUUUUUUUUUUUU
Molecule: messenger RNA, 2249 nt
Organism: Hippocampus zosterae (dwarf seahorse)
Lineage: Eukaryota; Metazoa; Chordata; Actinopteri; Syngnathiformes; Syngnathidae
Product: olfactomedin-like
Exons: 5
Coding region: 147-1529 (460 amino acids)
Biological process (GO): signal transduction
Source: RefSeq, a predicted model, not a curated record